This is a messenger RNA of Pecten maximus, 1219 nucleotides long. RefSeq names its product lithostathine-1-alpha-like. Gene Ontology annotation, molecular function: carbohydrate binding. Bases 97 to 774 code for a protein of 225 amino acids. The transcript is spliced from 5 exons. Lineage: Eukaryota; Metazoa; Mollusca; Bivalvia; Pectinida; Pectinidae. Gene Ontology annotation, cellular component: external side of plasma membrane. Gene Ontology annotation, biological process: biological process involved in interspecies interaction between organisms. The record is from RefSeq and is a predicted model, not a curated record.
AGUCAUACUAAUAAAUAACUGGAUGUACAAAAUGUGACUUCUACGGCAGGUCAUUUAGUUGUUUAUCUUUAGUGAGAACAAAGGCGACUUGUCAAGAUGUUCCAUCCAUCUUUUGGCUUGAUUCUGGUUUUCUCUCAGUUAUACAAUACCUGUAUAUCAAGCGGACAGCCUCUACCACCUGAUCGCCAAGCGAGGGUUCAUGAAGCUCGCAUGGAACAGAGAAUUUUGUCGGAUAUUAGGUCAUUUGUAAUGCAGACCUGUUCCACUGACUACAAACCGGGCAUCCUUUCGUCAAAGAUCCAGAACCUGACUACACGUAUUGUGGCGAUAGAGAAACUACUUCUGUCACAACGGAGGAGGGAGUGUACUGCUUUGUUUGGAAGUCUUGAAUCGAACCCAGUUGUGGAUGUGUUUGAGGAUCAAUGUUAUUACUUUGGCCAGGAGAAUGUGACAUGGAUAGAGGCUCAGGAGAAGUGUCAGUCAGUCGGGGCGAACCUCGUGACGGUACCGACCUCGGAACUCAUUUAUUUUCUCAGUGUGUCCCCUCAUUUUCAUGGUGCUCCAUUUUGGAUAGGCCUCAGAUGGUCAGACAGAAACUGGAAAUGGGUUACUGACGGUGAAGUUGUGGAGGAGAAGGCCACACAAUGGGGAGUGGGUCAACCUAACGGACGGUCAUCUAAUCUAUGUGUUGUAGUCAGUACAAAAGUGAAGAAAUGGUAUGACCGCAUCUGUAAACGGACAUUUUAUUUUGUCUGCGAAUUGGGAUUAUCCUAAACCCGCACGCGCUGUAACAGGGACUGGUAAACAUGUCUGAGUAUACCUGAUCACCAGUUGUACAGGGACCGGAGAAUUUCCUACAGCCUAUGUUUGUUUGGUUGGACCUACCCAACUGUGUAUAGUACAUUGUCAGACAUUUUUGGGGUUUUAUCAAAAUUCGGUAAAAAUGACACUCUUUGACGUUCCUUUAAUUUCAUCUAGUCCCCCGAAAUGUCAGAUCAUGUCUUAGAAAUAGGACUAUCAGAAACGCUACAAAUACUCGUCCUACUCAUCUCGUUCUCACCUGAAAGGGGAAUAAGUCGAGGCGCGGUGUGAUUGUGUUUGUUUUGAGAGAUCAUUCAGGUGGUUUAGAUGCAAGUCCCGUGUUUUGUACACUAACAGUUUUAUAUAUUGUACUUUUAAUAAUUAAGAUUAUUGAACUGUAAAUAAAAUGUAAAUAGUA